Molecule: messenger RNA, 7614 nt
Organism: Oncorhynchus gorbuscha (pink salmon)
Lineage: Eukaryota; Metazoa; Chordata; Actinopteri; Salmoniformes; Salmonidae
Product: extracellular matrix organizing protein FRAS1-like
Exons: 44
Coding region: 125-7399 (2424 amino acids)
Biological process (GO): cell communication
Cellular component (GO): membrane
Source: RefSeq, a predicted model, not a curated record
UGUCACACAGCCCCCACAGAUUCUUACCAACAAUCCUGUGCUGGUGGACGGAGGGGAGACGGCGAUCAUCUCCAAGGCCGUGCUUCAGAUCGACGACCCAGACAACCCUCAGGAUGUCCUGGUCAUGGUUCUGGACCCGCCCCAACAUGGCCGCCUGACCCGUCUCAAUGGCGACCUGGCGCUGAGCCAGUUCAAGAUGGAGGAGUUGUCACGGGAACAGGUGCAGUAUGUCCAUGAUGGGUCGCCAGGGCAACGGGACAGGAUGCUGCUACAGGUCAACGAUGGAAACAGCUACCAGAACAUUCUAAUGCAGAUCAGCAUUACUCAGAAGCUUACCCAGGCUCCUCGUGUUCUGUCGGUGCCCGUCACGUGGGUGAGAGAGGGAGGCAUGGUACAGUUGGGGAAGAGGUAUCUGAGGACAGAGUAUCAGGGUGCCAGCGAUGACCAGAUCAUUUACACCAUAGUGAGCUCCAAAGGAAGCCCCAAAUAUGGUGAAGUGCUGUUGGUGCCAAUGCCAGCCGACGGCCCGUUGGAAGGUUGGCAGCCCUCGCCCGACGACAGGAGUUCUACCCCCACCUCCUCCUUCACUCAGCAGGAUGUGAACGAGGGCACUGUGUGGUACAAACACUUUGGCACCACCGGCUUGCCGGAAGGAGACACCUUCCUGUUCCAGGUGUCUAGUGAGGGGUCCCCAGACACGCUCAGUGAUGCUCAGACCUUCACCAUCGGAGUGAUGCCUGAACUCCCAGGGUUCCCCCAGCUGGCCCCUGCCUGCGAUCUACAGAUAACGGCGCUGGAAGAUCGUGUGACCGUGCUAACACCCACAGCUUUGUCCUUUGUGGACUCUGAGACGCCCAGUGAAAAGCUUGUCUACAACAUCACCAAGCCCCUACCUCAGGGACAAGGUUCUUUGGAGCAUCGUGACAGACCCUACAACCCAGUGUCCUUCUUCACCCAAGCUGAUGUCAACCAGGGCCGGAUCCUGUACCGCCCUCCGCAGGCCGCCUCUCACCUCCAGGAGCUCUACCAGUACUCCUUCACUGGUCUGCCAGAGUCGCUGAAUCUUUAUUUCACAGUGUCGGACGGGGAACACACCACUCCAGAGAUUGACUUUUCCAUCCACCUGUUGGCCAACUACCAGCAUCCUCCGGUGUUUCAGAUCCUUGACCCUGUUCUGGAGGUUAGCAUGGGUGGACGAACACCCAUAGGUGGGCAGCAGCUGGCAGUAACUGAUGCAGAUACAGCUCCUGAUGAGUUGGAGUUUGAGCUGGUGGAAGGACCGGUCCAUGGAACCUUGCUCAAGAUGGAGUUUGACUCACAGACUGAGAUGAUGAAUGGUGACACGUUCUCCUUCAGUGACGUGACCCAUAACGUUUUGCAGUACGAACACUCUGGCCUCUCCACCGACGAGGACGCCAUCACCUUUACCGUUACCGACGGCUUCUCCAUGACGACGGCGGUGGUACAGGUGGUUGUGUUGGGCGUCGGGGGCGACGGGCCCAGGAGAGACCCAGAGGCCCUGCUGUCCAUGGAGGUUCCUGAAAAAAGUACUAGUGUCAUCAGACGCACUCACCUGGGUUAUACGAGCGACACCUCUCCAGAUGAGAAGAUACGUAUUCAGCUGGUGUCAGUUCCUAUGUACGGCAUCCUGACCAGGACAGGGUCAGACUCAGAGCACCAGGAGAUGACAGAGUACUCCUCUUUCACUGUGGACGACAUCAACAAACACAGGAUCAGCUACAUCACUUCCUUUGAGAUAGGAAAUCAGCCGGUGACGGACAUCUUCCAUUUUAUUGUUUACGACGGUGAAAACAAUCGCCUUGACAACCAGAUGUGUACCAUCACCAUCACCUCCAUGAAGAGACAGCCUCCAGUGGUCACUGUCCGCAGUGGCAUCAAGGUCCAGGAAGGAGGAAGAGUCCAGCUGUCAACCAAUCACAUCAUUGUAUCAGAUCUGGACACACCCAAGAAGGACCUGCUGGUGUGGAUGAUCAGCUCGCCCAAAUAUGGCUUCAUUGAGAACACGAGACGAAGAGUGGGCUCGUUGGGCGGUUCAAAUACCCUCGUCAUCAGUCCAGAGGUUCCCUUCUCCAUGGACGACCUGACCACUGACCACAUCUUCUACGUUCAGAACGUCCAGAACACUGACCACCACUAUCAGGACACCUUCUCCUUCUACAUCAGUGAUGGGUCCAGUCAGACAGAGGCCUUCAAUGUCAACAUAGAUAUACUGCAGACUAAGGAGGAGAUGGAGCCGGUGGUAUCAGUGAACAGAGUCCAGGUGGAGCAGAACUCAGGAGUGGUCAUCACUAACUCCUCUCUCAACGUCCUGGACCAGGACACGCCAGACAACGACAUCAUCAUCACCGUCACCAAGCAACCUGCCUACGGUAAGCUGCGUAGACGCCAGUUCUACUCCCAGCCUCUGGAGAACGGUCGGAUCCUGUCUCAGGGGUCCACGUUCACCUACCAGGACGUGGUCGACCUGCUUCUGGUGUACACCCCUGACGCGGCCAGCGGGGGCAGUGACGAGCUCGCCUUCUCUCUGACCGACGGCAUCCACGUCGCCACCGGACGGCUCACCUUCACCAUAGACGUCAGGAAGAGCGAAGGACCAAGGAUGACUGUGAAUAGAGGCCUGCAGCUGGCCGCAGGCUCAGCGGCUAAGAUUACUGAACAGAACCUGAAGGGAUCCGAUUCAGACUCAGAUAGCCUGAAGCUGAGGUACAUCCUCACCAAAGAUCUUCCAUUGGGAAGACUACAGCUUUCUAAAGAAGGAGGAGGAGGACAGGACAAGAUGUCUGUUAAAGGACCUGUCAAGAGCUUCACACAGGAGGAGGUCAACAAAGGUCUGUUGGAGUACAGUCAUGAGAAGGGAGAGAAAGGAGGGAGCGUCUCCUUUAAGUUCAACCUGGUGGAUCCAGAGGGCAACAAACUGAUCGACCAGUCUUUCUUCAUCAGUGUACUAGAGGACCACCUGCCCCCCUCUGUGGUAAUGAAUAAAGGUCUGGUGGUUGAUGAGAACUCAGUGAAGAAGCUGACUACUCUCCAGCUGUCAGCUACAGACCAGGACAGUGAGCCUGGAGAACUGGUGUAUCGCAUCACCAAGCAGACUGCACUGGGACACCUGGAGCACGCCAGCAACCCAGGAACACGCAUCACGUCCUUCUCCCAGGCUGACCUGACAUCCCGCAGUGUCCAGUAUGUUCACACCAGCGAAGAAGAGAAGCAUGCGGACCAGUUCUCCUUCAUCGUGUCUGACGGCGCUAACGAGGUUGCCCAGUCGUUCUACAUCACCAUCCGGCCGGUGGAUGACUCCCUCCCCCUGCUGGUGGUUCCUGGGAUGAGGGUUCAGGAGGGGGUCAGGAAGACCAUCACUGAGUUUGAACUGAAGGCCACCGACGCUGACACAGAGGAGGAGUCCAUCACCUUCACCAUAGUCCAGGCUCCCCGUCACGGCACCAUGGAGCGGACCAACAACGGACAGCACUACCGUCAGACCAACAGCUUCACCAUGGACGACGUCUACCAGAACAGAAUCAGCUACAACCACGAUGGAUCCAACUCACUGAAGGACAGAUUCACCUUCACUGUAGCUGACGGGACUAACGUCUUCUUUAUGGUGGAGGAGGCAGGCAAAGAGGUGUUGACGGCUGCACCACAAAAGUUUAAGAUUGACAUUCUGCCAGUGGAUGAUGGAACACCUCGUAUCGUCACAAACCUGGGUCUGCAGUGGCUGGAGUACAUGGACAACAAGGCCACCAACCUGAUCAGUAAGAAGGAGCUGUUGACCAUGGACCCAGACACCGAUGAUGGUCAGCUGGUCUAUGAGGUCACAGCAGAGCCUAAACACGGCUUCCUGGAGAGCAAACUGAAACCUGGGGCUCCCAUCACCACCUUCACACAAGCUGACGUUAACCUGGGCUUGAUCCGCUACGUGCUCCACGAGGAGAGCGUGACAGAGACCGUGGACAACUUUAAGUUCCUGGUGAAGGACAGCAAGCCCAACGUUGUCUCUGAUAACCUGUUCCAUAUCCAGUGGUCCCUCAUCAGCUUCCAGCAGAGGAGCUACAAUGUGAGUGAGAAGGCUGGCACGGUGUCAGUCACAGUGAAGAGGACGGGCAACCUGAACCAGUAUGCCAUCGUGCUGUGUCGUACGGAACAGGCCAGUGCCACCUCCACCUCCAGCGUGGGAUCUCGUCCCGGGCAGCAGGACUACGUGGAGUACGCUGGACAGGUCCAGUUUGACGAGCGGGAGGACACCAAGGUGUGUACCAUAGUGAUCCAGGACGACAAGGUGUUUGAAGGUGUGGAGAGUUUCCAGGUGGAGCUGAGCAUGCCCGUCUACGCCCUCCUGGGUCAGGUGACUCGCGCCAGCGUCAACAUCAACGACACCGAAGACGAACCCACGCUGCAGUUUGACAAGAAGAUCUACCACGUCAACGAGAGUACCGGCUUCAUACACGCCCCCAUAGAGAGGAAAGGUGACACCAGCAGUACGGUCUCGGCUCUCUGUUACACGGUCCCUAAGUCAGCAAAGGGAAGCAGUCCACACGGCCUGGAGUCUGGGUCUGACUAUAAGAGUCGAGGUAUGACUGGUGACAGCAGGGUCAUCUUCAGCCCCGGCGUCUCCAUGUCCACCUGCGACGUCAAGCUCAUCGACGACAGCGAAUACGAACUCUCAGAGGAGUUUGAGCUCCACCUAUCGGACGCCUCGGAUAACGCCCGCAUGGGUGAUGUUAAAGUGGCAAAGGUGGUCAUUGACGGGCCAAAUGAUGCUUCGACGGUAUCCCUGGGCAACGCUACGUUUACGUUCAGCGAGGACGCUGGCACCAUAGAGAUUCCGGUGUUGCGGCAGGGGAGUGACCUGUCGUCAGUGACCUCUGUGUGGUGUGCCACACGCCCCUCUGAUCCCCCCUCUGCCACCCCCGGGGUCGACUACAUACCCUCCUCCAGGAAGGUGGAGUUCAAAGCUGGCAAGACUAUGGAGACGUGCAGUCUGACCAUCAUGGAUGACAUUCAGAACCCGGCCAUUGAGGGGGCAGAGGCUUUUGUAGUGUUCCUCUCCUCCCCUCAGGGGGCGGUGCUCCUCGAACCCUUCGAAGCCUCCGUGGUCAUCACUGAUACCUUGGAUCUACCCAGCAUGCAGUUCGAGAAGACGGCGUACAAGGUGAAGGAGAAGGAGGGCGUGCUGAACAUCCCCGUCGUUCGAACGGGAGACCUGACGGUCAAGUCGUCUGUCCGCUGCUUCACUCGCACCAUGUCUGCCAUGGUGAUGGACGACUUCGAGGAGAGGAGGAACGCAGACGACUCACGUAUCUCCUUCCUCCAGGGAGAGAAGGUAAAAAACUGCACGGUGCACAUCAAUGACGACUCUGUGUUCGAGCCAGAGGAGGAGUUCCAGGUGCAUCUUGGGACGCCGCUGGGGGACCACUGGAGCGGGGCCAUGGUGGGAGUUAGUGACAUUGUCACGGUAACCAUCACUAACGACGAGGACGCCCCCACCAUAGAGUUUGAGCAGACGUCGUACCAGGUGAGGGAGCCCCCCGGGCCAGACGGCAUCGAGGUGCUUAACAUCAAGGUGGUCAGGACAGGAGACCAGGACCGCACCUCCAAGGUCCGUUGCAGCACCCGGGACGGAUCAGCCCAGUCCGGAGUGGACUACAACCCCAAGAGCAGGGUCCUCAAAUUCACCCCUGGCAUGGACCACAUCCUGUUCAAAGUGGAGAUUCUGUCCAAUGAGGACAGGGAGUGGCACGAGUCCUUCUCAUUGGUCCUCGGUCCUGACGAUCCGGUGGAGGCGGUGCUUGGAGAGAUCACCACGGCAACAGUCACCAUCCUGGACCAGGAAGCAGCAGGGAGUCUCAUUCUCCCGGCCACGCCCAUCGUGGUAUCUCUGUCAGACUAUGACAAUGUGGCUGAGGUGUCUAAGGAGGGCAGUAAGAAGCAGCCUGCUCCUGGCUACCCCUUGGUGUGUGUGACGCCCUGUGACCCGCACUACUCCAAAUACUCUGUGAUGAGGGAGCGCUGCGACGAGGCAGGCAUCAACCAGACCUCUGUUCACUUCUCCUGGGAGGUGGCUGCCCCUACAGACACCAGCGGGGCCAGGUCACCUUUCGAGACCGUCACUGAUACCACACCAUACACUGGUGUUAACCAUAUGGUCCUGGACAGUAUCUAUUUCUCUCGGAGGUUCCAUGUGCGCUGUGUGGCCCAGGCCCGGGACAAGUCCGGCCAUCUUGGAACACCCCUGAGGAGUAACAUAGCAACCAUCGGCACCGAGGGUUCCAUAUGCCACACCCCUGUUACCACGGGAACAGCCCGGGGGUUCCAGGCCCAGUCGUUCAUCGCCAGUCUGAAGUAUCUGGAUGUUAAACACAAGGAGCACCCCAACCGUAUCCACAUCUCGGUGCAGAUCCCCCACCAGGACGGUAUGCUGCCCCUAGUGUCCAGCAUGCCCCUCCACAACCUGCACUUCCUGCUGUCGGAGUCCAUCUACAGACAACAGCACAUCUGUUCAAACCUGGUCACUCUCAAAGACCUGCAGGGGGUCUCUGAGACGGGUUUCCUGGAUGAUGUCCAGUAUGACAGUAUCUCUCUGGGUCCGGGUUAUGACAGACCCUACCAGUUCAACCCCGGUGUCCGAGAGGCUAAGAGCAUCCAGCUGUAUAAACACCUCAACCUGAAGAGCUGCAUCUGGACCUUCGAUGCCUACUACGACAUGACGGAACUCAUAGACGUCUGUGGAGGCUCUGUCACUGCCGACUUCCAGGUGCGUGACUCGGCCCAGUCGUUCCUGACGGUGCAGGUUCCUCUCUACGUGUCGUAUAUCUACGUAACAGCUCCCAGGGGUUGGGCUUCACUGGAACACCACACUGAAAUGGAGUUCUCUUUCUUCUACGACACCGUGCUCUGGAGGACAGGCAUCCAGACAGACAGUGUUCUGUCAGCCAGACUCCAGAUCAUCAGGAUCUACAUAAGAGAAGAUGGCCGUCUGGUCAUCGAGUUCAAAACACACGCCAAGUUCAGGGGUCAGUUUGUCCCCGAGCACCACACUCUGCCUGGGCACAAGUCCCACCUGAUGGUCCCGGACCACCUGGGGGGGAUAGAGUUCGACAUGCAGCUCAUCUGGAGCGCCCAGUCCUUUGAUUCUCCCUACCAGCUUUGGAAAGCCACCUCCUCAUACAGCAGGAAAGACUACUCUGGAGAGUACACAGUGUUUCUGAUCCCCUGUACCGUGCAGCCAACCCAACCAUGGACCGACCCUGGAGACAAGCCUCUGUCCUGCACAGGCCCACGCCCCAGAGAAGUUCCAACUACCUAUAGCCUUCCAGCAGACCAACCGACCGGUGCCUGUCGUGUACAGCCUCAACACAGAGUUUCAGCUGUGCAACAAUGAGAAGGUGUUCAUGAUGGACCCAGCCGUCGCUGACAUGUCCAUGGCUGAGAUGGACUACAAGGGAGCCUUCUCUAUGGGCCAGACAUUGUAUGGCAGGGUGCUGUGGAACCCAGAGCAGAACCUGAACUCAGCCUACAAGCUGCAGCUGGAGAAGGUGUACCUGUGUACGGGACGUGAUGGAUACGUGCCCUUCUUCGACCCCACGGGGACUCUGU